Engraulis encrasicolus (European anchovy) is the source of this 1663-nucleotide messenger RNA. Its product is annotated as interleukin-7 receptor subunit alpha-like. Gene Ontology annotation, biological process: cytokine-mediated signaling pathway. Lineage: Eukaryota; Metazoa; Chordata; Actinopteri; Clupeiformes; Engraulidae. The record is from RefSeq and is a predicted model, not a curated record. Bases 478 to 1659 code for a protein of 393 amino acids. The transcript has 9 exons. Gene Ontology annotation, molecular function: cytokine receptor activity; protein binding. Gene Ontology annotation, cellular component: membrane; external side of plasma membrane.
GUGCUACAUAGGCCUACUAUACCACAUGGCAGCAUUAUUUGACAAGUGUGGAUGUGGUGAUAACGUAGGCUACACCCACUCUAUAGCACUUGGGGUUUGCAUUUUGGUUAGAACUUGAAAGAACUGUUUGAAUCCUCUCUGGGCUCAUCAACUUAGUAGUUGCACAUAUCCGUGUGCUCUGUUUGUUGUGUCAUAUUUGGUGUUAUUCUUCUACACUCCCUCCCUGAGACAAUUUCCUGCUCACUAGACACACACACGCGCUCGCGCGCUCGCUAUCUCUCUCUCUCUCUCUCUCUCUCCUCACCACAUUCACCUCCGCUGCUCCUGUGGCGGUAAAAAGCUAGUGCAGCAGGUUGCUCCGCGCCAGACGUCUGAGCGAGGUCAGACAGUGUGCAUGUCUGUGGCCAGCGCAAACGACUGAUCCGCCACCAAAGACGGAGGGCGAUAGUAUGAGGUGAGAGAGAGACAGCCAGAGAGAUGGCACGUGAGUUUGUGUGGACGUUCGUCGUGUUGCUGCUCCCGCCUCUGUACCACGCGCAGAGCGGAGACGGACCUGAGGAUGACCAAGAGCCGGAUAUGGAUUGUACCUCAGAACUGAGUUUGAAAGACAACUACUUAAUUUGUAAGUUCACUGAUGAACUUAUCGGCACCAACAUAACCAUCAGCUCCAAAGGUUUACUGGAGCCAUUUCAACUGACUUUGGAAGGAUCCAAUUUCACCGUGCCUAUCAAGAGCAUCACACACGUUAUCAAUAUCAAUAUUCAUGGGAGUGAAAGAGGACCGAUCACAAAGAAUAUGAAAUUAAUUGUGAAACUUCCAGCACCACAGACUGUAACUGCCACAUACUUCAGCCCAUCUGGAGAUGUUAAUAUCCUUGUUCCCUAUCAGCAUGAUCGUGUGAAAUCAUGGACGUUUGAAGCACAUGUUUGGAAUACAACGAAUAUAAGGACUCUCAGGAACACCACUGGAAACUUCAUCAUUCCAUGGGAAGAUCUGAAGGUGGGCUCUGAUUACUCUGUCAGGAUUCGUGUGAAACCCAAUGGCCACUUCAGUGGAGACUGGUCAGACUGGAGCCCCAGCAAAAGCUUCACAGUGGACACAGAGCCUACAAUGGACUGCUAUUCAGAGCUGUCUCUGGUCCGUAGCAAUUUAACCUGUAUUUUUGCCAAGGAGCUAAUAGGUACCAACAUUUCCAUCAGCUCCCGUCAUGAAAAGAUUUUGCAGAAGACUUUGAAUGGAUCUAAUUUUACUGUGCCCAUCCAUUACAUUAUCCCUCCCAUUAACAUCAGUAUUCAGGGGAAAGGCUGUAUGAUAAGGUUCAUGAAAGACAUGGUGAAACUUCCAGCCCCACAUACUGUGACAGCUUUAGGAAAUGGAAGCAUUUACGUUCCAUAUAAGCCUGAUUAUGUGACCGUGUUCGAUUUUGAAGUCUACAUCUGGAAUACAACAAGUAAUAUGACUUAUGAGAAUGGCCUUGGUGACAUCAUUAUUCCACAUGAAGAUCUGAAGGGCGGCUCAGAGUAUUUCGUGAAGGUGCGGGUCAGGCCGUCGCCCACGCAAUACUACAGAGGACGCUGGUCAGAUUGGAGCCCUCAAACAGGCUUUGUAAUGGACAAAGGUGUUAAAAAUAAUUACUGUUUUUUCCAUUUGUUAUGCUGAAAUA